Rhineura floridana is the source of this 2990-nucleotide messenger RNA. It is a transcript of the gene MTX3, whose product is annotated as metaxin 3. The record is from RefSeq and is a predicted model, not a curated record. The transcript is spliced from 9 exons. Gene Ontology annotation, cellular component: SAM complex. The coding region runs from base 37 to 975 and encodes 312 amino acids. Gene Ontology annotation, biological process: mitochondrion organization. Lineage: Eukaryota; Metazoa; Chordata; Lepidosauria; Squamata; Rhineuridae.
CGGGGCUUUGCGAGGGCAAAGGUUUGUCGCGUCAACAUGGCGUCUCCCAUGGAACUGAGCUGCUGGGGUGGUGAUUGGGGGUUGCCGUCUGUGCACGCGGAGUGCCUCGUUGUCAUGGCUUAUGCCAGGUUUUGUGGUGCACCAUUGAAAGUGAAUAUUAUAGAUAAUUCAUGGAGAGCACCAAGAGGGAGUGUACCAUUAUUGGUAUCAGAUGACACUGUUAUUUCUCAGCCAGCUAAAAUACUAAACUUCUUAAGAAAACAGAAGUAUAAUGCUGAUUAUGAACUGUCUACAAAAGAAGGAGCAGACACACUGGCAUACAUUGCAUUACUUGAAGAAAAACUAUACCCUGCUUUGCUGCACACUUUCUGGGUUGAAGCUGAUAAUUACUACAAUGUGACAAAACCAUGGUUUGCUUCAAGGAUGCCAUUUCCACUGAGUUGGUAUCUGCCUAGAAAGAUGUUUGAGGAAGCACUUAAUAGGAUCUUGCUGACAAAGGGGGGCCCUCCGCUCUACAGUCUCACUGAAGUGGAAGGACAGAUCUAUAGAGAUGCCAAGGAAUGCCUGAACCUUCUGUCAAACAGACUGGGGACAUCUCCAUUUUUCUUUGGAAGCACGCCUACAACUCUUGAUGCCUUUGUGUUUGGUUUUCUUGCUCCUCUUUAUAAAGUACCAUUCCCCAAAGUCCAGUUGCAAGAUCAUUUGAAGCAGCUUUCCAAUUUAUGUCGCUUCUGUGAUGACAUUCUGAGUUGCUACUUCAGAGUAAACUUAUCAGGCCCCUCUCCAGUGGGUCAAGAUACGAUAGAUGCAAAUCUACAAAAACUCACACAGCUCGUAAACAAGGAAUCUAACUUAAUUGAAAAGAUGGAUGAUAACCUUCGUAAGAGUCCUCAGCACCCUCCGCAUAAGCUGACAACUCUCAAGCUUUCCACAAGUGGAGGAGGAAAUAGUUCACCAAACCGCUUAUCGCCCUGAGUUUUACUUUUCAUAUGUAUGUAUGUGUUCCGAUUUGAUGUCACUUUCUAAUCAAUCUUUGCACUAAUUCUGUAUGUACAUGAAGUGAGGGACAAACAUGAAUUGGAUAACAGGUGCAAGCACAUUCAUUUAACCACUGCAGUAUGUGGUCAUGUAGGAACCAGUACAAGUCCAAGUUAAAUACAGACAAAUUGUUGAGUUAUUGUACAGUACUGUCUGGGCUUGCCAUAAGUGCUGCAUAAAUGCUCGCGUUUUAGAUUUAGUUGACUGAAAGCUAAGAUUCCACUCUUUAGAAUUAUGCAGAUACAUCAACAUAUUCUGCUAGAUUAAGCUUUCAAUUUUGGCUGCAAUCAUGUUACAGCUCAGCUUGAUUGUUGCAUGUUGGAGUAACUACUUGAUCACCACUUUAAGCAUUUUUAUAGAUUUCUAAUGUGAUUCAAAUAGUGAAAGAAAUUAAAAUAUUGCUGGGAAGUAAACUGACAAAUAGUGAGAAGGUAUUUAUCCUUUUGUAUUUUUUUCAUAAGCAAUGAUCAGUGUAUGUUGGCCAUUUUGAAAUGAAUAUAGAUUUUAAAAACUAAUAUCAUCAGACUGGAGUUUUUUAUUAGAAUCUUUUCAAAUCUAAUCUUAAUUGGGAAUAGGAUAAGCUUGACCACAUCCUUGAUAGAAUACAGCUUCAGAAUUGCAGCACCAAGAUGGACAGUGUCAGUGAAUGCAAGUAAGAGGUCAAACCUGUUGCAGGCUAAGACUGAAUAUAUAGUAUUGACAUUGUUUCACUUUACUCUGUCUGCCUAGAGAUUCAUUAGCUUCUUGCUUUUAUAUGUUUAUCCACUAACAAAGCUAGAUGAUACAGCUUUCUCCCUGGGUUAAUAACUUUCAAUAUUGGGUAUAAGUUAAAUGAUUAAAGGGAUCUUGCCCUGCUACAAAGCUUUGCUAGUGCGCUGCUGUGAACACAGAGAUUCUCAUGAGUCUGAACUGCCCUAUGCACUAAAAUAGCAGAGGCAUCCCACCCUGUAGUACUGAUGUAUACAUAGCUCUAUUACUGACACUGUGGUAAAUAAGGAAGCACACAAGAUCAUUGUACAUAUACUGGAAGUUUCUACACACACACAGGGAACCCCUAGAUCAGGCUGACAGAGUAAUAUCCAUUUGUAUUGGUGAUGAUGAUGGUAGUGAGAUACAUUUCAGCUUAUUAGUCGCUAUAUUUCAAGAGGUCCAACAAUUCUAUUAUAAACUAAGGCUGACAACUCUGGGAGUGGAAGUGGGUGACUCAAAAAUCAGAUGCUUUGGGACUGGUACACAGCGGUAUGUGCAAUCUGAAAACACCAUUGACCUCUGUUAUUGCAGAGGCCUAUCUGGUGAGCUGCCACAUUAUGUGAGGUGCAUGCCUGGUCUGAAGCAGCUCCUCAUGCACUGCUUCCAGGUGCUACAAUGUGGCAAUAUGUCCAGGAAUCCGAUUUGACCUCUCUCUCAAUGAUGGAUGGAAUACAGCAAGUGUGUGGGAAACCUCUGGCCUUCCAAAUAUUGCUGAACUAUAACUUCCAUCAUCCCUGGCCACAUGCUUGCUAGGGCUGAUGGGAGCUGUAGGUCAGCAGCAUCUGGAGGACCAAAGGUUCCCCAACCCUGGAAUACAGGCUACACAAAAUUGGGAUGAGGACCAUGGGCCAUUGUUGGCCAUUCUUGUUCUAAAACAUUAUUUGAAUUUUUCAGUAUAUACCAACAAAUGUUUUUGAAAAAGUAUUUGGCCAAAAUGGCAGCUGCCCUUAACCAAUUUAUCAUAUGAUAUCUAAUUCUAAAGAAAUGGUUUUCAUAGUUUUCUUUUCAUCUGACUUUAUUUUGCCAAGUCAAAUCCUAUUUUUCUCGAAGUUACCUUCAGUGUUCUGUAUAUGUAGACAAAUAGCUGUAUAAACAAGCCUGUAAGUAAUGUUAUAUACAUGUAGUUGCAGAAUAUUGCUUUAUAAAUUUAAGGAAUGUAAAGAUCUUUCAUGUAUCUUGUUGUUAACUAUUAUUUUGGAUGU